AUGGAGGUGCGGCUCAAGUUGGAGAAAGGCACGGAGGAGAAGCGGACGAAACACCCGUACAGAGAGCUGGUGGGGUGUCGUCUGACGUACGUGUCGCUGACGACGAGGCCGGACAUUGCGGCAGCUGUGAACUACUAUAGUCAGUAUCAGAGCUGCCCUACCGAUGACCAUUGGAUUCAUCUCAAACGGAUCUUGCGGUACAUACGCGGGACGCUAGACCUGUGUCUCGUGUACCAAGCCGACAACGCAGCAGCUACGCUUGAAGUGUUCACCGACGCGGAUUGGGCGAACGACACUUCCGAUCGCCGGUCGAUAAGCGGCUGUAUCUUUAAGGUACUAGGUUGCACUGUGGGGUGGAUUACUCGGAAGCAGAAAACCAUUUCGCUGUCAUCCACAGAAGCGGAGCUCAACGCUCUCUGCAAUGCAGCUUGUCAUCAGAUGUGGAUGGUACGGCUUCUGAAGGACUUGGGAUGUAAACUGGUUUAA
Molecule: messenger RNA, 486 nt
Organism: Aedes albopictus (Asian tiger mosquito)
Lineage: Eukaryota; Metazoa; Arthropoda; Insecta; Diptera; Culicidae
Exons: 1
Coding region: 1-486 (161 amino acids)
Source: RefSeq, a predicted model, not a curated record